Cygnus atratus (black swan) is the source of this 2549-nucleotide messenger RNA. RefSeq names its product microtubule associated protein 10 (gene MAP10). The record is from RefSeq and is a predicted model, not a curated record. The coding region runs from base 1 to 2391 and encodes 796 amino acids. Gene Ontology annotation, biological process: positive regulation of cytokinesis; mitotic spindle midzone assembly; cytoplasmic microtubule organization. Gene Ontology annotation, cellular component: centrosome; midbody; mitotic spindle midzone. Gene Ontology annotation, molecular function: microtubule binding. NCBI's taxonomy places the organism in Eukaryota, Metazoa, Chordata, Aves, Anseriformes, Anatidae. The transcript has a single exon.
AUGCCGGGCGGCGGCGGCGAGGGGCUGUACUGCCUGGAGCUGCUGGUGGCGGCCGUGCGGGUGGCGGCGCCGGGCCCCGCGCUGCGCCCGGCCGUGGCGCUGCGCUUCCUCGACUUCCCCCCGCUCCUGCUGCUCCCGGCCGCCUCCUCCUCGCCGCUGCUCUCGGGCCGGCCCUUUCCCUUCGGCCGCGGCAAACGCUGCCUCUUCCGCUGGCGCCGGGGCUCGCUGCGCUCCGCGCUCCGCCGCCAGCCGCUGCGCGUCCUGCUCGUGGCGCUGCCCGCCGGGCCCGGCCCGCAGCCCGCCCGCCUGCUCGGCGCCUGCCGCCUCUCGCUCGCCCCCGCCGCCGCCCGGCUGCUGCGGUGCCCCGGGCCGCCCGCCUCGUGGGGCCGCCGCGGCCGCUUCCCGCUGCGGGACGCCGCCGGCCGCCCCGUCGGGGAGGUGGCGCUGGGCGUCCGCCUCAGCAGGCUGCGGGACGGCGGGGAGCGGGGCCCCGCCAGCCCCCGCGCUGCCUCGCCGCACGCCUCCUCCUCCCCUGAGGAGGAAGACGAGGAGGAGGAGGAAGGGGGCAACAUCAUCUGCCCUCCCGUGCUCUACUACCGCUGCGAGCCGGCCCAGCCGCGUCCCCCACCAGCAGCAGCAGCGGGUCAAGAGGAGCGUGUCGUGGUGCACAGCCCGCAGGGGCACGACGAGGCCCAGAGCCCCCCGCGGCCCAGCGCUGGGCCCUCGCUGCUGCACCCCCAGCAGCCCCACGCCACCCUGGGGCAGCUGCCGCUGCUCAGCGCCUUGCUGGCAGAACUGUCGCUAAUCACCGGCCAUGCCGCACCCGCUGCCGUCCACCCGCAUCUGGCCUCGCUCUACCAGGCCCCAAGGAGCAGCGGCACGGACCUGCAGCCCCCUGGCUGCUCCUCUGUCCUCAAACCUGCGAAGGCACCUGCGAGGUCCCAUGGGAACAGCGGAGCUGCCAGCCCUCCCUUCAGGCAAGGCCUGCAGGAGGCCACCUCCCAGGAGUCUGCACAGGCUGUGAGAAGACCUAAGAAAGCUGCACCCCAGGGAGAGACGGGAUCUGAAAGGAACUGCAAACCUAAGGAAAACAGACCUCCCAGAAGGAAACUGCUGUAUGGGCUGACAAAUACACUGAGGCUACGGCUGCAGCAGACCAACCCUGAUAAGCUGAUACUGCUUGAAAGGAGAGAGCAGUACAGAAGAAAGCAAAUGGAGAUGUUGAAGGAGAGAAGCCCUUCAUCCAAAAAAAAGCUGCUCAGAAAUGCUGGAGAAAAGCACAUAGUUCCUUACAAGCACUGUAGCAACGGAGACAGUUCAAAGCAGGAUGGUCAGUUUGAUGAAAUUGUCGAGACUCCAUUACAAAACUGUGCUCUCAAAGAGUACUUUUCCAGCACAGGAGAUGUUUCCCCUGACCUGCAGAAACAGGCUGUCGAAAGGCUGUUGAGGAAGAACGAGACUGCAAACAAAGAACAUACACGCAAAGUAACUGCAGCCCCCUUACUGGAAGAAACCGUAUUAAAGUCUGCUCACAAGGAAAGGGAAUUGAAAGUCCAGCUUCCAGCAGCUGUCCCAUCAGAUGCUAAUGCAAAGGGAAGUAAUGGUAAUGAGGAAGAAGUACACUUACUUCAUCAUAAAACCACGGAGCACGAUGAUGUUUCUGUUGUAAGUGAUCACAAACUAAGCCCCAGCACGAGUGUUGAAAAGAACUCUGAACUCAUAUACUCAGAUGACUUUGUUGUUAGUCCUGACAACACAGCUUAUUCAGAAGAUUUCACCAGUGCUGAGUGUACAGGCAGAGACUUGGAAGCUUUUGACAGCAGUCCUGAACCUCUCUGGCUUGAAAGCCCAAAGCGACCUUGGUCAGAUACAGAGCCAGAAUCUAUCAGGUCCAGAGUUUCAAAGGCAAGUCAAAGCGCUGAAAGUACAUCAGAUCUUCCAGUGCAGUCAGCUUCAUCCCCAGUCCACUCUUUGAAGAGAAACCGCAAGUUAAAAAACAGCAGAAGAACUAGGGGUGAAUCUGUUGAUGUACUUAAUGAUGUCUCCAUUCAGAGAAGGUUAUUCGAUGAAGAACAGGAAGCCCAACAGAUCAAUAAGGAUGAGAACAGAGUUGAUCAGGAUAUUAAACAAGCAUCUAUACCAAGAAGCAAACAAGUUAGCACUGAUACUGAUCAGAAUGUAGGAAAGGGGCAGACCUCCGUAGAACAAAGCCAGUCACUAACUCAAGUUAGCUCUUACUUGCCACCUGACUUGUCUGAUCUUGAACCUAGUGCCCUGGAAACCAGUUUGCCAGACACAGAUGGUGAUUUCUUGGGACAACUACAUGUUCCUAACCAAUACAAAGACAUCAGUGAACUUGUAAUAAACAAUCUUCCUGGAUAUACAAUGUAAUCACAAUUUGUCACUGCCUGGAUUAAAAUAUGGUAUUUAAACUAUUUGUAUAAAGUGUUACAUGUAGCUACAAGUAAUACAAGCUAAUUUAAGACCACAUCAUGCACAUUUAAUAUAUUGGUGAAUUUACUUACGAGUUUUUCAAAUAAACUACUAGA